UUUACUUUUUACUAGUAAUGACAUUAUUUAGUCGCGUUUCGUGCCAUAUUUUUACCGUUUGGGGUUAUGGGACACCUUAAAUAGGACAAGGGAACAGGCUCAAACUUUCCUUAGGUGCUACGUUCGUUUUUAGUGUGACGUUUUUUACCGAUUUUUCGAUUAUUACUAUUAUUAUUACAAUAUACAUAUUGGCUGGUGGUGAUAUGGUGAUUCAUGGUAGUGGCAUUGGGCAAUAACACCGAAAAAUAUUACAUUAUCGUACACAUAGGCAAUUAGGAAAUAGAAAAUGAUCGCAUGACAUAACAAUUCUGCCGAAAACAUGGUAGUAAUGGCGGGCAUGGACGAACACGAAAGAAAAAUUGUUAUGGAGUUUUGUCAUCUGCUCGAAAAAUCUAAACAACUCUUCAACGGUCUCAGAGAUCUACCACAAUACGGUCACAAACAAUGGCAAGCGUAUUUCGGGAGGACGUUCGAUGUUUACACGAAACUUUGGAAGUUUCAGCAGCAACACCGUCAAAUUUUGGACACGAAAUACGGUCUGAAGCGAUGGCAAAUUGGCGAAAUCGCGUCAAAAAUCGGUCAACUUUAUUAUCAUUAUUAUUUAAGAACUAGCGAAACAAAUUACUUAAACGAAGCUUAUUCGUUUUAUUCGGCUAUUCGAGGUCGGGCUUAUUAUUCAAGGGCAAACAAAGAAGACAGUGUGGGCUUGCACGAGGGUCGUAAACCUCUACGUUCCAGGUCCGAACUGAUGGUGAAAAAGUUGCGUUAUUACGCAAGAUUCAUAGUAGUGUGCCUUCUGCUACGUCGCAUGAAACUCGUACGAGAAUUGGUUGCCGAAUUGGACAAGCAUGUUGCCGAAUACACAAGCACCUACGAACCGGACGACCAGAUCGAAUGGAGCCUCGUCCUCGACGAGAUCAAGAGCUUCAUAGCCGCCGAUAACAUCGUCACCGUCUUUCAUCCCGAUUCCAAUCCUAUCGUACUUUCACACAGACUAAGUCCGCUCACAACUCCUCCCGUUGAAAAAAGUCCUUAUAUGACUUUAACCCUCCAGGAGAUAUUGAUAAUAGGAGCGGCGACAGACCAAGUGAAGUUUUCAGAGCUCACCAUGGACAUGUUCCGCAUGAUCCAGACGUUGGAACGUGAACCGGUGGACGACUACAACCACGCUUACGACGCGUCCCCAGGGAACACCAGGAACUCGUACGCCAGCGGAAAAGGAAUUCCCCGUUUCGUAGAGAAUGGUAGCAGCGUGGUUAGCGGGGAAAGGUCGAAUCGUCGCGAAAAUCCACACAAAUAUUUGCUAUAUAAACCAAGUUUAAGUCAGGUUCUUGUCUUUCUCGCGAGCGGUUUCAAAGAGUUGCCACUGAACGGCGCCCUGUUGCUGUACAUUUCGGCGGACGGUUGUUUCUCGACCACGAAGCACCCGGAAGACAUGGGUUACGAUUUGGGCGGGGUCCUGACGAGCGGAAGACGGGACAGCGACCAUAAGAAACAAAAGGAACCUCACUGCUUGUAUCCCGGCGAUCUGCAUCCGUUCACCAGGAGACCGUUGUUCGUUAUAGUCGACUCGGACAACAGCUUCGUGUUCCAACACGUUCCCAGAUACUUCGGUCAGCCGAUGGUCACUCUCAUGUCUCCCCAAGACACUCCGGCCGCCUUUCAAGAACAACAGCAUCACGGCUCCUUAUUCACCCUCUUCUUGCACUCUCCACUCACCGCCUUCUGUUACUGCUGCGGCAUCACCAGCAUACCCAUACACCAUUGGGAACGGUGUCAGAGUUUUGUAGAUAGAUUCGUCACGGAAGCUUCGAGAUUAUUCACAAGAUCACGAGUAGAACCGUCUCAUUUGCAAUUCUUCGGGGACGAUUUUCUCCGUCUCCUUCUUCUUCGAUACAUCUUCUGCGACGUAGUUCUUCAUCUUCACCGUGCGUUUAGAAGUCGACAGUUUCGACCCCGAUGCCAACCUCCGCUGCCCGAAGCGGAACUGCUGGACCAUCCGGCGCUCCAGCAUCUCGUUUUCGACCUGGCGACCCAUUUUGAAGUGCGUUCUCACUUCCUGGAGAACCACGAGGUCGAAUGAUCCACGGCUCGGGCUCGGUUCUCGGAAUUAAUGAGGGGUCGAUGGAAGACAGUCGUAUUGCUCAGUGCCCUUUUGCUGGGGGUCACCAGCUUGGUCCGUUAUUUCGCGUGCUUUUUUCACGUGGUCCAGUUUUUUCGGAUUUCGCUCAUCGUCCGAUUGAUGACGACGAUUAUUAUUAAGGGGGAUGAUAUUGUAGGGUUUCUUGGACGGCGGUGCUCCAAAAAUACUUCAUCUGCAAGGUGGGGAGGUGGAAACAUGUUGGUCGUCACCGCGCACCUCUUCGUAUACGAAUUUACCGCCAAAUUUCUCAACAUGUCGUAUUUUUGGACGCCUCGCCCCAUCACUUUCACUUUCUAUCCCAAUUGAAUUAUGAAAAAAAAGAAAAAAGACAGGGUUGUUGAAGUUGGGUGACCUAUAUUGAAGGUUUCGAAAGAAUCGUCAAAUCAAACCUAACAGCAUUUGUUUACAAUUCACUCUAGAUAUUAUUGUCAUUUUAACCCUUUACACUGAAGCACCUACCCUUAAAUGACAAUAAUUUCCAAGUGGAUGGAAAACAUAAUAUCAUAUUAAACCUUACCAUGUUCUCAUAUAACUUUGUCUAGAGUUAAAAGUUAAAUUCCCGCAAUUUUUUAAAACUUUCGGUAGGUCACCAACCAUCAAAAACCAUAUAGGUAUACAUUAUAUACAGUAUAUAUAAAAUAUAUAUAUAUGAUAAUAAUGAUAACAAAUGAUUAAAUUAUUACGCUCAAAUUGGGCACAGCGUUUCUCGAAUUUUUCACGCCCCUUCGAAUAAACAUAACUGAUAAGGCUCUCAUCGUACGUAACAACGUUAAAGUUUAAAAUUAGCUAACGGUAAGGUAGCAAAAGAAGAAUAAUAAAAUUUUAAUACCAGUGAAAACUGAUUCACGUAGUUCAUUUUUUACGGCCGUUUGGGCCAAAUCUCGGAACUCGAUCGACAUUUAUUAUUAUCAGUUAUAAAUUAAUACAGUUAUUAUUAUCAUUAUUAUAAUUAUGAAUAAGUUUACAUUAUCAUCAUCGUCACCAUUAUUAUUAUUAUUAUGAUUAUGAUUAUGAUUAGCUACCACACGAUGACAAGUGUUCGUUCAAAUCAAACUAGAGAUACUGUCAUGUGUUUAAAAAGAAUUUUAUAGUUACUA
Molecule: messenger RNA, 3240 nt
Organism: Agrilus planipennis (emerald ash borer)
Lineage: Eukaryota; Metazoa; Arthropoda; Insecta; Coleoptera; Buprestidae
Product: protein SCAI
Exons: 7
Coding region: 320-2083 (587 amino acids)
Biological process (GO): DNA-templated transcription
Cellular component (GO): nucleus
Molecular function (GO): transcription corepressor activity
Source: RefSeq, a predicted model, not a curated record